GCCUCGGUUAUUCUGCCACACACUGAUUGUUUCACAAAGACAAAAAAUGUUUUAAAACUAAAGAAUCGUGUUGUGGAGUUAACGUGAAGAAAUGUUCGCAUUUCCGCGUUGAAAAAAUUGAAGAGAAAGAGAAAGUAAAUGCGCCGUUCACAAGUUUUUCAUUGAUGACUUGACCAAAACACGUAACGAAGACCUGUAUAGUUUAUCGGCUAAAAUGGGACUAAUUAUUAUUUAUGAAGCCUUAAUGUAUUUGCUGGUACUUUUAUUUAACUGUGCGGCGGCGCAAGUUUCAGGUGAGUUAAAGCGUCAGACUCGUUGACGCCUGAGGUGAAUAAACUUUUAUCGAAUGUAAAUUUGAGUUUAGCUCAAUCGGUGUCGGUGUAAAAAUUAAAUAUAGAAACUAAACCAAACACAUUUAAAGGUAAAACGCGUAUUUAUUUAGGUUUAAGGUUUAAGAGCAUCCCAAAUGUCACGUUUCUGUUCAUUCAGUAAACUUUUUGUUCUGCUUCAAGGUUUAGAUUGUCCAGUUUGGUUUGCUCUAAUUGUAACAAUCUAUAAAAGCAUUUAAAGCAAUUAGACAAGUUAUAGUUUCAGUAAUUACUCAUUCAAAAACACAUUUAUUAGAGGAGCGUGUGGUGGAAAUUUCCCAUAAAGAGUUAGAUGAAAGAGUUGUUUUUUGUGAGAUUUAUUAAAAAAAAGAAAAAUAAAAAUAAUGGGGAAAGCAAAUAAAAAGCAUGGAUGUUGAUCGUGCACAUCAACAAACCAAAAACCAGCUGGGAGAUCAGUGCACACACCACGAAGGUGUGAUGCAAAGAGCCCACGAUCCUCAAGUUGCUUCUGCCUUUUAACCCCUUUCUCUGGCUCUGGUGGAAUGUCUCUCUGCAGCAAUGGAAUUGUUUGCGCCACCUUAUCUCGCUGUGAGUGAGAAUGUUUACAUUCUCAUUUCUGCAUCGUCAUGUCUUGUUAUCCAAAGGAAGGAACACCGAGCUUCCAAGACAAGAUGCAUUGGCUUUACCAGCCUUGGGUCUGGUGGGGAGUCAGAUAGGAUGGAGCCAGAGUCCGGGUGUAAAAGACAAACACAUAUCAUAAAUUAUUAGUCAGUCAAAUGGAACAUCAGAUGUUUAGACUUGAUGUACGUCAGCACAAGAGAUUAUUUGUUUGUGUAAGAAUGUUCAGUAUUGCACCUAACCAGCACAUGACGACUGUGUUGGAUAAGAAACAGCACAAAGGCCCAAUUCUUCCCAUUACAAGCAAGAGAAAGUUUGACUUUGAACGACGUGACGUUUUAACAGGAAACUAUUUAGGGAUAAAGUCUAUAGAUAAACUAUAUGGAGGUUCACUUCAGAUCGUCAUCGGUCUGAAACAGUCGCCUCGGUUAUUCUGCCACACACUGAUUGUGUCACAAGGACGUAAAAUGUUUUAAAUCUAAAGAAUCGUGUUGUGGAGUUAAUGUGAAGAAACGUUCGCAUUUCCGCGUUGAAAAACUGAAGAGAAAGAGAAAGUAAAUCCACCGUUUUUCCUUCAUGACUUGACAAAAACACGAAGACCUGUAUAGUUUAUCGGCUAAAAUGGGACUAAUUAUUAUUUAUGAAGCCUUAAUGUAUUUGCUGGUACUUUUAUUUAACUGUGCGGCGGCGCAAGUUUCAGAUCCCAGUGUUCUGAAUUGUUCUACUCCAAACAUCGUCUGGCCUGGUAGUGACGUCAUCCUACCGUGUCGUCUUCAACCUCCACUGAGUGCUGAGUCCAUGAGGGUGGAGUGGACCAGACCUGAUCUGGAGCCAGAAUUCAUCCAUGUUUACCAGGACGGACGCUUUUUAUAUGAGCUUCAAAAUCCACAUUAUACUUAUCGCACAAGUCUGUUUGUGGAUCAGCUGCCUAAUGGAGACGUCUCCCUGAAACUGUCCAGAGUGACUCAGUCUGAUGCAGGAACAUACAGAUGUUCCCUUCCCUCAGUGCAGCAGGAAGCGUCUGUGCAGCUCAGUGUUGUGUCAGAGGUCAUUGGAUCUGAUCAAGCAGUUCAAGCAGUGGUUGGUGAUGACGUCAUUCUGCCGUGUCACAUGGAGCCUCCGGUUGAUGUCACAACUCUGACUGUGGAGUGGACGACACGCAACGGAGCAGUUGUGCACAAGUUUGAGAGUCGAAAAGACAACACAGAUAUUCAGAACGAUACAUUUAAAGGCAGAACUUCUCUCUUCCACGAUGAGAUGCACAAAGGAAACAUUUCACUGAAACUGAUCAACGUGACUCUGACAGACGCAGGAAAUUACACCUGUUUUGUUCGCAAACUAAUACAACAAAAGAAGGACAACGUUGGGCUGUUUGUUGAUUCAAAGGAUAAAAAAGGAAGAGAUGAUGACAGUAAGGCCUCGUCCACUGUUCCCACUGGUCCCACUAAUCCUCCGGCUCUUACUGCUUGUCACAUCACCCUCAUCGUCGCUGCCGUUGUUAUCCUGAUUGCUGGUGUUGUAGCAGGUUUAGUUUGGUGGACACGUCAAAGAAACCGUCGACAAAAUCAAGCAGAGGCUCCUGAGAACAUACCUAUGAUGUAAACACUGACGUGAACGCUGCCAUCAGCCUUUGAGCAUCUGAAGCCUCUCACAUCUGAGUGAUGACUGAGAAAAAGAUCCAGACCUUUAGUGCCUGUAACCACUACACCAUCGUCCUGCACUACAUAUAAACCUGGACCUUUCAAUUAUUGCUUUUUGUGAAGAUAAUGUCUUUUUGAGUUGUUUGACAAGGUUCUACACAGAGAAGAAGGAACAUGUCACCUGUUUCCUUUCUCAUCCUUUCUAACUGUUCUUACACAUCUGAAUCAAUGUGUGGUACCAUAGAACGGUACAGAACCUACCAGCCUCCAACAUGCAUCUAUACUUUAUCUGUUUUGUUUAUUUGCUGUGAUGAUGUGCAUACGGUUGUUAUAUUUAUUGUUUGAAGGCAUUAUGCAUAUUCUUCAAAAACACAGAGAGAAAUCUGUUUAAAUUGACCAGGGACCAAAACACUGACUUCUCCCAGUUAACGUGGAGGCAGUGGGUUUAUUCACAACCUGACUCAGAAAACAGUUUCUAAGCAAUGAAACAUGUGAAAAGCUACUGUGACGUCAAGAAUGUGAAUCCAGAAUGUGAAUUUUGUUAUGAACCAGUGGCCCUUUUAUUUAAGAUGAACAUAAACUAAUGUGUUGUUCCAUCUGUGCUGGUUCCUCCUUCUGUGUAGAUAGAGACUGUUUGUUCUGAGCAUAAACUAUAAACCUCUUAUGUUACAAUGUCUGAUCCUUUGGAUAAACGAUUUUCUGUCUGAGUAUAUGUGGUAUUUUUCGAAAAACCCUUUUAGGACUUUUAGGAAUUACCUCUUAAAAUGAAGUGGUCUAGUGGAAAUUUAUCCAUGUAUAAUUUAAUGUAUAUUAUUUAAAUUUAAUUAAAAUUAUAAAAGACACAGAAGAACCCGUUUGUCUUGGUGGUGUUAACGUGUUGUGACCCAAACACUGAGACCCAACAGAACCGAGCUGAGACGACGUUUCUGACUAAAGAACAGGAGGCUGAACAGGACCAUCAUCAUCGUCACUAAGAACUAAUACUGUGAAGGAAAAUGAUGCUCAUCAGGCAGAUGUUGAUCAUCUGGAUUAAACUACAACUUAAUUGAAGCUGUUGUUUCUCUACUUCAGGUUUUCUGUGUUUUACUUCAGUUGUGAGUUUUCCACUGUAAACAGACAUUAAACGUGUUAAAAACAUCAAA
Messenger RNA from Betta splendens (Siamese fighting fish), 3729 nucleotides. Its product is annotated as myelin-oligodendrocyte glycoprotein-like. NCBI's taxonomy places the organism in Eukaryota, Metazoa, Chordata, Actinopteri, Anabantiformes, Osphronemidae. The transcript has 6 exons. The record is from RefSeq and is a predicted model, not a curated record. Bases 1569 to 2549 code for a protein of 326 amino acids.